AUGUCUUGCUCCUCCACAAGUGAUGCCUCAUCCGGCGCAACACAUUCGCUCGACAACCAAGAAUCUUCAAAUAUUACCAUCACUAUUCGAUUGAUCAAAUCAUUUGCAUAUAGAAAUAUUAAACUAAUGAUUCUCAAAGAUAUUCAAUCGGAGCAAUUGACUGGACAUGAUUUAUUAAAUUUAAUUAAAGAUAAAAUUGAAAAGGAGAGUGCAUAUCUUCCACAUCGUAAUCGACCAUAUGACACUUUAAAGAUGUAUCAUCAUGCUCAUUCAUUCAAAGCUAAUAAUUUAGUAAUUAAUUUUCAAGAUGAUGAUAAAUUAGUAUUACACUUGGAUAAAACGUUAAAAGAAAAUGGAGUGGAUAAUGAGGCUGAGAUUUCAUGUUUCAUUUGGAAAGAAUAUUUAGAAUUUAAACAUAAUCCAGAAAUUAAAUGGUAA
Naegleria lovaniensis is the source of this 438-nucleotide messenger RNA. RefSeq lists its product as uncharacterized. The record is from RefSeq and is a predicted model, not a curated record. The transcript has a single exon. NCBI's taxonomy places the organism in Eukaryota, Heterolobosea, Eutetramitea, Acrasida, Naegleriidae. The coding region runs from base 1 to 438 and encodes 145 amino acids.